This is a messenger RNA of Helianthus annuus (common sunflower), 1431 nucleotides long. Its product is annotated as zinc finger protein 830. NCBI's taxonomy places the organism in Eukaryota, Viridiplantae, Streptophyta, Magnoliopsida, Asterales, Asteraceae. The record is from RefSeq and is a predicted model, not a curated record. Gene Ontology annotation, cellular component: nucleus; spliceosomal complex. Gene Ontology annotation, biological process: mitotic DNA damage checkpoint signaling; mitotic DNA replication checkpoint signaling; nuclear DNA replication. Gene Ontology annotation, molecular function: zinc ion binding; nucleic acid binding. Bases 132 to 1073 code for a protein of 313 amino acids. The transcript is spliced from 9 exons.
AAAAAUAAGAUAAAAUAAAAGCUUGGCCAAACACCCCCCCUAAACUUUUGAAGGACAUAACCAAAUCGGAGCAGCAGCAGCGGCGACGACGGAACACAGUAGCUCUACAACCGUCGCCGGCGUAAGGAUUAAUGGAUGCUCAAGCAAAGAAGAAGGCGCUGUAUCGUGCUAAAUUGAAAGCACAAAAGCAGGAUAAACGUAUUGAUUCUCCUCUUGUAAGGUACAAUGAAUCUGACCAGCCCGUCUGUAAAGUUUGCGAUAUUGUUCUAAAAUCCGAGUCUGCUUGGAGUGCACACCAAAUAUCUGCAAAGCAUCGUGAGGCAAUUAAAAACGUAAAAGCAAAUGCUGCUGCAGCUAGUCGACCUAACAAUGUGAAGGCCGUGGAUUCUACGGAACUUAAUAAAGCGAAACCCGAGCGUCCUGCUGAGUCAUAUAAAAGCCAAAGUAGACCACCUCAAGCUCAGUCCAAAUCUGCACUUCCUUCUGACUUCUUUGACAAUCCUGCGACAAAGACAAAACUAAACGAGACUAGUAAUGCAAAGCUAGUGGAAAACGAUAACAAGAAAAAGGUGGGUUCUGUCAAACCUCAAGUUGUGUAUCCGUUCGAUGGGGAUAACAAAAGAGUUGAAGUCUCUAGUGGCACGGUUGCAGAGGCAGAGACAGUCGGUGAUGAGGCUCAGGCUUCUCAAACAGGGGCUCUUCCUGCAGGCUUCUUUGAUGAUAAAGAUGCUGAUCUACGUGCACGUGGAAUUACUCCUGUUAAGCUAGAUAUCAAAGAUGAAUACAAAGAGUUUGAGAAGCUGAUACAAGAAGACUUGAAGGAGGUGGACAACAGGCUCGAAGAAGAAGAGUAUGAUGCAGCUGAGAUGAUUGAAGAAGCAGAAACUGUGGAGCAAAAGUCUUGCAGGGAGAGAGUGGAAAUGUUCAAGAGGAAAAAAAUGGAGCUAAAGGCUGCCAGGUCAGCCAAGCGCGUUAAAGAUCCCAAAGUGGUGGAGAAGGAAAGUAGCGUUGACGAGUCAUCGAGCGAUGAUGAUAGUGAUGAUGCUGUUGACUGGAGAGCUAAACAUUUGUAGACGUAAUUCACUUGGCGGUAACGAUAGCCUUCUCUUUCCAAUCUAAGAUUAAAGUUUUUUGACCAAACUCUUGAGCUCCACAAGUGAAAUAUUAACGUUGUUUGAAAGUUAAAGCACUGAUUGAAGAGAUGAAGCGUGGCAUUGUGGACAGACUUGGCGAAGUAGACGAUAAUAUUGUAAACCGAACUUCAAAUAUAACGAAGCACAAGCGUGAACAUGUUUGGUACCAUAUUAAUCUUACGUGUUUGGUGGUUUGGAGAAUUUGUUUGGGAUCGAAAAAUGAAACAUAAAGUUAAAAGGAUAAUAUGUUUGUUUAGACAAUGAGUGAAAUUAGAGAUGUGCAAAAUACUUGGUUCCA